AACUCAUCCUUUUUCUACAAAAAGGAAAAACGAUUACGGAGAACUGAACCCGAUCUCUUUGGUUUUCCACCUUCUACAUCACAGAAAUUAGGAGAAAUCAAUAGCAUGGCGGUACACGAGGGUUCGAGCAUGCUCAAGAAGAAGUCAAGUGAUGGCUCGGAUGCUAUAUCCACUUUCAAUGUCGAAAAUAUGCAGAACAAUACGAGAAUUAUUAAUUACAGCCGCACGUUUAUGUCUAUCAUUGGUGGAGUUGUUGCGGGAAUUUUGGGGUUCACGGGCUUGACGGGGUUUAUCUUCUAUUUCAUUGUCAUGGCUAUUACAACUGUGGGCCUUGCUGCUAAGACCGGGUUUGCUGUUCAUUCUUACUUCGAUAGCUGGAAUCGGAUUGUAUUUGAUGGAAUCCUAGGCGGACUACUGUCAUUCGUGUUGUUCUGGACAGUCCUUAUCCAGGAGAAGGGAUUUUUUACGAGACAUGCUGAUUCGGUUCAUCUACUAGUUGAUGCACUGUAUCAGGUGGUGAGACACUCGUAUUUUGUUCCAUGUAGUUCAGCAUCAGACCAUAAAGUAAGUUGGUGUGUAGAAAAACACAAUAUAUGGGCUUCUCUUUUCAUGAAAGAAGUUUAUUUAACUAGUUUCCUUGAGCUUAUCUCAUGUGUUGAAUGUGUUCCUGGAGACAACAUGCGGUGAUUUAUGUUUUGUGUUUUCGUUUCGGUGAAGGUUUUGCUUGCUUUCAUUUUCUAGCGGAAACAAUUUUAAUUGUUUUACGAAAGAUAAAAGAAUAAAUUGUGGGCAAUGAUGAUGUUUUCUGAAUGAGCAAAAAUAUGC
Molecule: messenger RNA, 825 nt
Organism: Striga asiatica
Lineage: Eukaryota; Viridiplantae; Streptophyta; Magnoliopsida; Lamiales; Orobanchaceae
Source: the annotation of a GenBank genome assembly